AUGUCCAAGACUCUGCUAUACGACGAAGCACUUCCGCACCAAUACCAAAUCUGGGCCAUCAAAUCACGCGUAUUCCAAGCUCCCAAAGGCAAAGCAGCUCCACCUGGAGAUACGCUUGACCGUGGCUCGCUUCAGACUAAGCCCAGCUACGAAGGUGAGGAAGCGGGCCAUUCAUCUUGCGGCGAGGAGAGUGUUGAGUAUUAG
This is a messenger RNA of Clonostachys rhizophaga, 204 nucleotides long. Lineage: Eukaryota; Fungi; Ascomycota; Sordariomycetes; Hypocreales; Bionectriaceae. The record is from the annotation of a GenBank genome assembly.